This is a messenger RNA of Melitaea cinxia (Glanville fritillary), 2007 nucleotides long. RefSeq names its product proliferation-associated protein 2G4. The coding region runs from base 58 to 1197 and encodes 379 amino acids. The record is from RefSeq and is a predicted model, not a curated record. NCBI's taxonomy places the organism in Eukaryota, Metazoa, Arthropoda, Insecta, Lepidoptera, Nymphalidae. The transcript is spliced from 8 exons.
CAUUUAGCUGGCCAACCAACAGCCAGUUUCUGUAUAACCAAACUACAGCUUUGAGAAAUGGCUGACGAUAAAGAAAUAGAGAAAACGAUCGCAGAAGACUUGGUUGUCACCAAGUAUAAGUUAGCUGGGCAAAUUGUUAAUCGUGUUUUAGAGCAAGUAAUUGCAAGAUGCGUACCAGACGCGUCUGCGCGUGAAAUAUGUGAAUUCGGAGACAAGUUGUUACUGGAGGAAACUUCAAAAGUCUUUAAAAAGGAAAAGGAUUCGAAGAAGGGCAUAGCAUUUUCAACAUGCGUCUCUGUUAAUAAUUGUAUAUGUCACUUUUCACCAAUACCUAGCGAAACCGACUACAUCCUGAAGCAGGGUGAUCUUGCUAAAAUCGAUUUGGGUGCCCACAUAGAUGGUUUCAUUGCUGUUGUAGCACAUACAGUUGCAGUCGGAGGUGGUGAAGUCACUGGCCGAGCUGCAGAUGUACUCCUUGCUGCCCAUUUGGCUAGUGAAGCAGCCUUGAGACUGCUAAGGCCUGGAAAUGAAAACUAUGCAGUAACAGAUGCUGUCCAGAAAAUAAGCGCUGAGUAUGCAUGCAAACCAAUUGAAGGUAUGUUAUCUCACCAGUUAAAACAAUUCAGAAUUGAUGGAGAAAAGAGCAUUAUCCAAAAUCCUUCAGAAGCACAAAGGAAGGAACAUGAGAAAGCAACCUUUGAAACUUACGAGGUUUACGCUAUGGAUGUGCUUGUUUCAACAGGAGAAGGUGUUGGACGUGAAAUGGACACAAGGUGUACAAUAUACAAGAAAACCGAUGAAGUGUAUCAACUAAAGUUAAAAGCAUCUAGAAUGUUUUAUAGUGAGGUUAGGAACAAACAUGGUUCUAUGCCUUUUAAUCUGCGUAGCUUCGAUAAAGAGACAAGUGCCAGAUUGGGAGUUGUUGAAUGUGUCAACCAUAAGCUAAUUGAGCCUUUCCAGGUGCUAUAUGAAAGACCGGGCGAACUAGUAGCACAGUUCAAGUUUACUGCCUUGUUGCUCCCGAGUGGCACUCACCGCAUUACUGGCCUUCCCUUCGACAAGAGUCAGUGCAAGACUGAACGGACAAUUAAAGAUCCCGAAUUAAAUGCCCUCUUGAACUCGUCUGCAAAAAGCAGCAAAAAAAAAAAGAAGAAAGCAGGAGUUGAAGAACCAAUGGAAGUUGAAACAGCUGCCUAGCAACUGAAUUUGUUUUUGCCUGAGGACACUUAAUAUAAUUCAGCAGCUUUCUCAAACCUCCCACAUGGACAUUACCUGACCACACCAUACAGUGAUGAAAAUUAGCAAUAAAUGAAGCUUUUUGAUAUAGCUUUCAAUGACUGUAAAAUUGUUCAUUUUAAGCUAUUAACUAAAUCAACAUGAGAUUGACAAAUCAGCUAUGAAAUUAUUGUUAUUGUUUACAUUUUUAUGUACAAAAAUAUAAACCAUUAUUUGUUCAUACUUACAGUAGCACACGUGUAGGUGUCACAUACAAUCCAUCAUCAAAAGCAUGUUAUUUGCAAAAAUCGUAACAAAAUACUUGUAAAUACCCUCCAUUUAGAAUUCAUUGAUUACAUUUGUAUGAAAGCAUAUUCUAAAAAUUAGAUCAUUCCUCAUGGAUUGUUAAAAAAAAUGUGCACAAAUUUUUUUCUGAACAUUACUUUAUCAGUGCAAUUAAGUGACUUGCAUCAUUACUGUUUUGAUGUUGAGCCAUCAUAAUUUCCUACACUAAUCUUCAGAUUAAUAUAAUUUAAUAUAGAUAUAUUUUUAUUUUAUUUCAUUCUACUUAACUGGAAAUAUUUCAAAAUUAUAGUAUGCCUGUACAUUAUUAGCUCCAUAAAUAUGAUGGCUAUAUUCUAUUUCUAAAUAUUAGGAUCUCUACAUUUGGUAUUUAAAUACAUUGUUACAUAAAAAUUAUUUAUGGAACUAAUAAUAUAGUGAAUAUAAUUGAAUGAGUGACAUUGAGAAAAUAAAUCAAACUGCCACAUGAUUGUGGUCCCUUUUUUGUAA